Messenger RNA from Amoebophrya sp. A120, 185 nucleotides. Lineage: Eukaryota; Dinophyceae; Syndiniales; Amoebophryaceae. The record is from the annotation of a GenBank genome assembly.
UGUCAUUGUCAUCCUCAUCCUGGGACGACAAGAUGCCGGGAGGUUUCAUCGUACAGGAGGAGAUGGAGAUCCUCCGCUCCGUGGACGCGAACCACCAAACGCUGGAUGAGGCGAACCUACUGCUGCACUACGAUAUGCAGAUGAUUUACCAGCGUAACGUCAGCAAUUCGACGCAAAAAGACACG